Chironomus riparius is the source of this 1774-nucleotide messenger RNA. The record is from the annotation of a GenBank genome assembly. NCBI's taxonomy places the organism in Eukaryota, Metazoa, Arthropoda, Insecta, Diptera, Chironomidae.
AAAAAUUGCAAUUGCAAGAAAAAAUUAAAAUUUAAAAAAUAAUCUGAAAAUAAACAGAACCAAAUAAAGAUAAACCCAAAGACCAAAAAAAUAAAAAAAAAAUCACUGAAGGAAAAAAAAACAAAAAAUAAAUAUUUAUGAACAAAAAUAUGGUGACAGGAAUAAAGUCCAUAAGCCAGCAACAAGUGAUCAACAGUAACACAAUGGGAUUAAAUGGAAUAACCACAACACAGAUGCCUUCCCAGGAAGUGCCUAUAAAGCGUGCCACAGCUAGUGAUACACGUCGGAGCAAUAAGCCAAUUAUGGAGAAGAGACGACGCGCAAGAAUCAACAAUUGCCUUAACGAGCUCAAAACACUUAUUUUGGAUGCGAUGAAGAAAGACCCAGCAAGACAUUCAAAAUUAGAAAAAGCUGAUAUACUUGAGAUGACGCUCGCAUUCUUAAAAAAUCAUCAACUCAAUCUUCAACGUCAACAGGCGGCAAUGUCACAAGCAGCUGAUGCUACAAUCGCUUCAAAGUUCAAGGCUGGUUUUGCUGAUUGUGCAAAUGAAGUGGGACGAUUUCCAGGACUUGAGCCUCAAGUUAAACGACGAUUGUUACAGCAUUUGAGUAAUUGCUUGAAUGGAGCUAAGCAGGAGCCAGUGCUUCCAUCACCGCCUAGUUCACCCGAACAAGAUUCACACAUAACAGCUACAACAAAUGGAUAUUUUUUAACAAAUGGAAGUGGAAAUGGUGUACAAUUGAUUCCAACAAAGUUAUCGAAUGGAAACAUUGCAUUUGUUCUUCCUCAAUCAGUUCAAACAUCAGCUAUACCUAUGCUCGUACCAAUUCCAUCAAGAACAGCAUCAACUGGAUCUGCCACAUCAUCAAAUUACGAAAGAAUUCGUGAGCAAUCAACAUCUCCAUAUCAUCAGCCUCCAAGUCCUGCCAAUUCAUCAUAUGAGCCAAUGGAUUGUAUGCCAGCACAUCAAAAUCUUCAUCAUCAGCAUCACCCGCAGCAAUUCAACUUCCAUCCACAUCAACAACAGUCACAGUCAAGCUUGAAACGACCAUACAGUCCAUCGGCGCCUAUUUCACUGGUAAUGAAAAAGACAAACUUUGAUCAACAGAUGAAGGAUGACGAGAAGCCAUGGCGACCUUGGUAAAGUAAUCGAUAAGUGCCUUCUACUUCAUACGGGCAUGUCUUAAUGUAAAUAAAAUGAUCUUAAUCUUAUGUAAAUAUUAAUUGUUAACUUAUGGGUUGUUAUUUAGUGAAGCUAUUAGACUCGGACCAUUCACAAUUCAAAUUAUUAUUUUCUUUCGUAAAAUUUGCGUGACAUAAAAGCCAACACGGCAAUAAAAACUUGUAGAAAUAAGAGAAAAAGAAAGAAAUUUUUUAUAUACAUAUUUUUAAAAGGAGGGAACGUUGUGAUAAUGAUUCGUAAAAAUUUUUCCUAUUUUUUUUGAAAUUCACACUUAAAACUAAAUUGAAAUUUAUAAGCAAGAGGAAAGAUACAACUCAGUGGAUGCCACAGAAGAAGAAGUGUGGAAAAAGAAGAAUUUUUUCUUUAAGAGACGUGACAUUGUGCGCUCUACAAAGUUUUUCUUUUCUUAAUUUUUAAUUUAAACGAGAAAAAAAAGUUGUUUUAGUGGUUUUGAAGUUUCGGUAGUUUUUAAGCCGCAAGUCAUUGAGUUGUGAGAAUCAGCAGGGAAAAUUUACACAAAAAAAACAUGACCCUCGUUUAUCUAUUAUAUGUCAACAUAUAUUGUAUAUUUUUAGAAUAAAUAAAUCGUG